GGAUCGAUCUCUGCACUGACCUCAAACUUAAGAAACAACUUAAGAAGGAUAGUACUUCCAAGUACGGGUUAGGAACCUUCUGCCAAGACUAUGGAUUCAUUAGUCCUAGCAAAAGGCAUAGAAAGAAGUCCUCCAAACCUCACAAGAGGGCUACCUCUAGCAAGAAACCCUUCAAAAGGGAAUCUUAUAAGCCUAGUAGGAAGGCCAAGCGAAAAGGUCCUAAGGCUAAAGAUACUUGUUGGACUUGUGGCAAGGCAGGCCACAGGGCGAAAGAUUGCAAGUCUAACAAGAAAAAGAAAAUAAACCAGUUAGAUCUCUCUGAGGAAACCAGAUCUAGUUUAUUCUCUAUAAUGGAGGAUUCGCCUGAAUUUUCUGAGUCUUCAAACUCCUAUACUUUGUCCAGUGAUGACUAUAGCGACGAAGAAUUCAUCAACGCCGCUUAUGAGACGGAUCAAUCUCAAUCUGGCCAAGAGUGCACUUGUAAUG
Molecule: messenger RNA, 486 nt
Organism: Capsicum annuum
Lineage: Eukaryota; Viridiplantae; Streptophyta; Magnoliopsida; Solanales; Solanaceae
Exons: 1
Molecular function (GO): zinc ion binding; nucleic acid binding
Source: RefSeq, a predicted model, not a curated record